Molecule: messenger RNA, 2643 nt
Organism: Artibeus jamaicensis (Jamaican fruit-eating bat)
Lineage: Eukaryota; Metazoa; Chordata; Mammalia; Chiroptera; Phyllostomidae
Gene: SLC24A2
Product: solute carrier family 24 member 2
Exons: 11
Coding region: 294-2291 (665 amino acids)
Biological process (GO): intracellular calcium ion homeostasis; long-term synaptic depression; long-term synaptic potentiation
Cellular component (GO): membrane
Molecular function (GO): calcium channel activity; calcium, potassium:sodium antiporter activity
Source: RefSeq, a predicted model, not a curated record
CUCAGUCUCUUUCCGAACCUUGUCUGGACCGCCGGGAGAGGCGGUGAGGCAGGGGAAGCGAGCAGCAGCCGGAGCCCGGGCCUCGGAGUAGUAGAGACGCUUGGACCCUUCCCGUGUGCGUGUCCUCCUGGCGAUUCCGCAUAAAUGUCAAAAGUAUUCCCUGUGAAGCAUAAGGAUCCCUGAUUGUGGAAGAGCCUCACAGCACCAUUAAGUAUAAAGUGAGGCAGAGUAUGAAAGAACCAUCUGGUUGAGUUUACAACUGGAAGACCACCACAUCCAUCAGAAGACCCAGGAUGGAUCUGCACCAAAGUACCAUCAUCACUUUCCUUGAGAAAUGGUAUUCAGAUAAGUCACCAUCUGGCUGCAGGAAACAUUAUAAUGUCAGGAAAAAACUGAAGUUAAUUAGAAUCUUAGGCCUUUUCAUGGGCCUGGUAGCCAUCAGCACUGUCCCAUUUUCAAUCAGUGCCUUUUCCGAGACAGAGACACAGAGUACAGGAGAGGCCGGUGGUGCAAGUGGCCCUAGGAUAGCGCACGGUUACCUUCAGAGAACUCUCUUAGAUUUAAAUGACAAGAUUCGGGAUUAUACUCCACAGCCACCUCCUUCUCAGGAAGGCAAAUCUGAGAAUAGCACAGAUCAUGACCAAGGAAACUACCCAAGAGACAUCUUCUCCCUUGAGGAGCGAAGAAAAGGUGCCAUUGUUCUCCAUAUCAUUGGCAUGAUCUACAUGUUCAUAGCCUUAGCCAUUGUCUGCGAUGAAUUCUUUGUUCCUUCUCUGACUGUCAUCACUGAAAAACUGGGCAUCUCUGAUGAUGUUGCUGGAGCCACCUUUAUGGCUGCGGGGGGCUCAGCCCCAGAACUUUUUACUUCUCUCAUAGGGGUGUUUAUUGCCCAUAGCAAUGUGGGCAUAGGCACCAUUGUGGGCUCAGCAGUGUUCAAUAUCCUCUUUGUUAUUGGCAUGUGUGCUCUGUUUUCUAGAGAAAUCUUGAACCUGACAUGGUGGCCACUCUUUCGGGAUGUGUCCUUCUACAUCAUUGACUUGAUCAUGCUGAUCAUAUUUUUUCUGGAUAAUGUCAUCAUGUGGUGGGAAAGCUUGCUUCUCUUAACAGCUUACUUUGCCUAUGUGGUUUUCAUGAAAUUCAACGUCCAAGUAGAAAGAUGGGUGAAGCAAAUGAUAAAUCGCAAUAAAGUCGUCAAGGUGACAGCACCAGCGGCCCAAGCAAAGUCAUCUACAGCCAGGGACAAGGAUGAACCGACACUACCGACCAAGCCACGUCUCCAGAGAGGUGGAAGCUCUGCCUCUCUCCACAACAGCCUCAUGAGGAACAGUAUCUUCCAGCUCAUGAUACAUACCCUCGACCCACUUGCUGAAGAACUUGGAUCAUAUGGAAAACUAAAAUAUUAUGACACAAUGACUGAAGAAGGGAGGUUCAGAGAAAAGGCCUCAAUUCUCCACAAGAUCGCCAAGAAGAAAUGUCAGGUGGAUGAGAAUGAGAGGCAGAACGGGGCUGCCAAUCAUGUGGAAAAAAUCGAGCUCCCAAAUAGCACCAGCACAGAUGUUGAAAUGACGCCAUCCAGUGAAGCUUCGGAACCUGUACAGAACGGAAAUCUCUCCCACAGCAUUGAGGCUGUGGAAGCCCAGCAGCCCACAGAAUCAGGUGAUGAUGAAGAGGACCAGCCUCUCAGCCUGGCAUGGCCUUCCAACCCUCGCAAGCAAGUCACCUUCCUCAUUGUUCUUCCCAUAGUGCUUCCUCUUUGGAUGACCUUACCCGACGUCCGCAAACCUUCAGCAAGAAAGUUUUUUCCCGUCACGUUCUUUGGAGCCAUCACCUGGAUCGCAAUAUUCUCUUACUUAAUGGUCUGGUGGGCACACCAGGUUGGAGAGACAAUUGGCAUUAGUGAGGAGAUUAUGGGUCUGACCAUCUUGGCUGCUGGGACCUCCAUCCCUGAUCUUAUCACCAGCGUCAUAGUGGCCCGGAAGGGGCUUGGGGACAUGGCUGUAUCCAGCUCUGUUGGAAGCAAUAUUUUUGAUAUCACUGUAGGGCUCCCACUGCCCUGGCUCCUGUACACCAUCAUUCAGAGGUUCCAGCCCGUGGCCGUCAGCAGCAAUGGCCUCUUCUGUGCCAUCGUCCUCCUCUUCAUCAUGCUGCUCUUCGUCAUUCUCUCCAUCGCCCUCUGCAAAUGGCGCAUGAACAAAGUGCUGGGCUUCAUCAUGUUUGGCCUCUACUUCGUGUUCCUUGUGAUCAGCGUCCUCCUGGAAGACAGAAUUCUUGUGUGCCCAGUCUCCAUCUAGCAUGAAAAGCCAUAUCUUGAUGAUCCCUCCUCGCUCUGGGUUCUGGGCUCCUUGACGUCUUGAGAAGAGUCAGCUGGCACACGGCGCCAGGCAUGUGGAGUGUCCCUCCUUGGCAGACGUGAAGAGGGGUGGACUCCCAAUGGACCUGCUCACUUCACAGGUUGCAUCCACCCCAGCCCACUGAAAUGGGUUCACUCAAGAGACAGGGAACUGUCCAUCUGAGAUGUCUCACCACUUACCACUGACAGGUACUCCUUGCUGGUGGGAGGUACAUUCAUUGUAAUGAAGCAAACAAUACAGAGGCUGUGUAUAUACAUAUAAAAUAUACAUAUUAUACAUAGAUGCACAUGAA